GCGGUGAACAGUGGUGAAUUGUUCAAGAUGUGCCCUGCCUUCAUUUACUAAUUGCUGGGAUAGGCUCCAACAACACCGGGAUUCCAAAAGGGAUUAGAAAAUAAAUAGAUGCACGGAAAAUUAAAACAAACGGUGGUGUAGAUAGUGGUCAACCUCUGAUCCCAGGUUUGGUUCCAGCCCUGCCUGUCCAUGUGUUGGUGUCUUUGAGGACACCUGCGCCCUUGCUGGUGCAUCAGGAAUCCUGCACACCUGCGGAGACUAAACCGCUGAGGCGAGAGGAUGCACUGCGGGAACCAGCCAGCGGAGGACGACAGAGAGACAAAUCCAUUCAUAUGUACAUGCACGCUCAUAGAUGCGUCGUCGGAGUGUUGAUCAAUUAUUUGACCUUUUAUCAGUACGUGUUUUUUCACCGCGGCACGUGUCCUCUUGAGUCGUUCUGUUAGAACAGAACCGAGCAGAGUGCAGGCAUGAUGCCGGCCUGCAGGGGGCGUGCUGGGACCCGCUGGGACUGACUUUCCAGCUAAAGCGAGAACAAAAUCUUAUCUUCAAAAUGAAAAAGAACCGAACCGGAAGUCAGAGCAGAGCCUGGAGCAGCUUUGCCUCUAUCGGCCGGAGCGCCGUUCAUGUUGAGAGAAGCCUGUCACGUGACAGUGACAGGUCACACAGACAUUCAUGUGGGUGCGCCUGCGCUGCAGCUCCAUCCUCUCGGUUUGUAGUGGGUGGGGGGACUUGCUCAGAACCGAGCCGCGGGUCUCCCUCGUCCCCUGACUGAUGCCGGGGCGGUGCGGCUGAGUCCGGAUCGAGCAGCUGUGUCUCCAGCGUCCUGCCGCGCGCCAUGGAGCGCCCCUGAUCCACCGAUCUGCGCCGACACUCGGAGAGCUGACCAUGACUGCGCGGGAGAAGGGGAUGCUCACCAAAGACAGCGUCAGCCUGCUGCCAUGUUUCUAUUUUGUGGAGCUGCCGAUCCUUGUAUCGUCAGUGGUCAGUCUUUACUUCCUGGAAUGGACGGACGUGUUCAAGCCAGUUCAGUCUGGCUACAACUGUCAUGACCGCAGCCUGAGCUUACCCUACAUUGACCCUCACCAUGAGGCCAUCCCUCUCCUGAUGCUGCUGAGCCUGGCCUUUGCUGGACCAGCCAUCACAAUAAUGGUUGGAGAGGCCAUCCUGUUCUGCUGCCUGUCACAGAAGAAGAGCAGCGCCACGGUGGAAGCCAACAUCAAUGCUGCCGGAUGCAACUUCAACUCCUUCAUGCGCAGAGCCAUCCGCUUUGUCGGUGUUCAUGCCUUUGGACUUUGUGCCACAGCUCUGAUAACAGACAUCCUCCAGCUGAUGACUGGCUACCCGGCACCUUACUUCCUCACUGUGUGCAAGCCCAACUACACCACUCUGAGCCUCAGCUGUGAGCAGAACCCCUUCAUCAUGGAGGACAUCUGCUCUGGAGCAGAUCCUAAAGCUAUCACCCAAGGCAGAAAGUCUUUUCCAUCGCAGCAUGCGACCCUUGCCUCCUUUGCUGCUGUCUAUGUUUCGAUGUACUUCAACAGCACACUCACAGACUCUUCCAAGCUGCUCAAACCGCUGCUGGUCUUCUCCUUCGUCAUGAGCGCCAUCAUCUGUGGUUUGACCAGAAUUAUUCAGUACAAGAACCAUGCAGUAGAUGUCUACCUGGGGUUUCUUAUUGGUGGUGCAAUUGCUGUGUACCUGGGUCUGUAUGCAGUUGGAAAUUUUCAGUCUAGUGAAGAGGCCAGCAGCACCCCCCCUCUGCUUGUACAUCAAGGCUCUUGCUCCAUGCCCCAUGUAGGCCAGGAGCCCAUUCUCCAUCACCUCCAGGUCAAAGCUGGCAUGGUGGGUGAGCCGGGCAUGCCCACCUCCCACUCUGAAGGUCUGCUCCACCAAAGCCUUCACCAGAGAGCCGAUGAAAGCCUGAAACGCUCCAGUGCAGACGUCGAGGUUAUCUCCCCCUGCAACCCUCAUAACAAAGAUGCUAUAAUGACUUUUAGCCACACCCUCCCACGCGUUCACACCCCUCAAGCCAUCUCAAUGUACGAGGAAGCUGCCAGACGUCACGUCGCAACACUUCACCAUGCUUCAAUGGACUCCAGCCGCUCAAAACAACUCCUGUCUCAGUGGAAGAGUAAGAAUAACAACCACAAGUGCUCCAUGCUGGUGUCAGAGUCUUUUUCCUCCUCUGUGGACUCUGCAUCGGGCCAGUCCCAGCAUGCACACCACCACGGCAGCAUGGAGUUCCGAUCCAGCUCCGAACCGUCUGCUGUGAGCCUAAACGGAGGUCUGGACAGCCACGCAUACAUGUCCAGCCUGCCCCCAGGCACGAGUAGCACUCUGCCCACUAACUGCAGUGGCAUAGCUGGAGGAACCAGGAUAUCCAUGCAGUCCAGACCGGGCUCCUCACAGCUGGUCCACAUACCAGAGGAGGCUCAUGAGAACUACAGCAGCACCUCCCAGAAAACAUCAGGAGAUGGGGGUAGUGAGAGAAUGCCAAUGGUAAAUAGCACGGCUCAAGCUAACUGGCAAAGGGCAGCAGAUAUGGCAGCAGUGUGCAGGACUAACGGAAACAUGCCAAACAGCCAGCCACGAAUCAUGCAGGUGAUUGCCAUGUCCAAGCAGCAGGGGCUUCUGCAAACCCACUCCAAAAGCUUAGAUGAGAGCAGCAUUGGUGGAAGCAAGAAUGGAAGCAGCCAGGGUGCUCCUCAUUGCAGGGCACCUGUUGAUCAAGACCUCAGCAGCAACCCAGCCUGCAGUUCACUGAGCAGUACCUCACGCAGCAUUUCAGGGAGCACCGGAGCCAUUGUGAGGGUAGAGGCCCACCCUGAAAACAGCAAACCAGUGAUUCAACCUCCAUCUACAGACGGCAGCGGGUCAUGGCGAUGGCGUUCCCUGGAUCAUGGCACUGGAGCUGGUGGAACCACAGGGAGCGCUGCUGCAGGUCUGAGACAGUCCUUUGAGCACAGUGAUCAGAACGUAGACUCAGAGAGUUCAGACUCAAUACGUGAAGGGUCAAUCGAUAGGAAGAGAUGCAAUCACAUCAUCACCACGGCUUCCACUGUGGGAAGCACACCUGGAGUGACUGUCCACACCCAGAGCACCAGCACCAGCCAGCCAGAGCAGAGACUCAACCCACAGAGUCUUUCUACCAUACGCGUCACUCCAGGAGACGGAGGAGGCUCUGCUUCCGGAGGAGGUGGGGAGACCGCCUCAGAAACCCACUCAGUUGCUUCCAGUCGAGAGUCCACACUGCGAAGAAAAGGUAACAGCAGGAUCAUGGUUCCAGAAAGAGCCAACAGCCCCGACAUUGCUCGCAAUGUUUUCUACAAGGGAACAUCCAUGACUCCUGCAUUCAAAGAGUAAAGUCUGCAGAGACCUGGUAGUCCGAUCACGAUGUAGCCAAAAACAUCGGACCGUUUCUCUGAGGAGAGACCGCUCAGAGCCAGCUAACAUUGUAAAUGAUCAGAGUACACAAGUUAUGAGGUUUCCCAUAGCAUGAUUUUGUACUAGUUUACACUAAAGCACAGACAUUUAAGUCUUGUAGAAGUUAUCACUGUGUGCUUGUGGUCACGCCCAAAAACCCGUGUUGAUGUUGAGUCUGUGCCUGUAGUUUUUACUGGAGGCAGACGUUUAUUUACAGUCAUGCUGGUUCAAUAAAUAAUGAUUAUAUAAAUAUGUUAAAAUAAAUAUAUAUCUAAACAUAUAGACAGAGUUUCUCUAUCUAGAAGAAUCAUAACAGUUCAAUCUAAACUGAGCUCAUUACUAUGUAACAGCAGAGAGCAGUGUUACUUCUUAGCAUUGUAAGUGGUGUGUAUACCUAAAGGUGGUGCUACACUGUUUAGUAAAACCCAGAACAAUUCUAUCAUUGUAAAAUGAAAAAGUAUUUUGUAAAAACCUAGAACUAUGACAUUCAGAUUUUUUCUAUUUUCCACGUUUUCUGCUCAGAAACUUCAAAUUCAACAGAAAACCGUCUGAACCGAAGUGUGCUUAGCCUCCCUCCUGUAGCUAUGAAAGCAAAUAUGCUGCGACUUGCACUGAAACAAAUGUUUACUCUGUGUGAGGUACACCAAAAUCCUCAAUCUGUGUUGCUCUGAAAUACAUAGAGAUACACAUAUUUCCAGCACAAAUGGGAGAAACAGCUCAAACUGACAUAUCAUUACUUGGGGAUACAAUUGUCACAGCUCUGACAGGAGGUGUCAGGGACUCUUUGAUUUGGUUAGACCAAAAAUGUGCAAAAAAAGAAGCUUAACUCACAGAUAAAGGAAGUCUAAUGAGGAAAAUAAAAAGUGUUUUAUAUUUGCCACUGUGAUCUGACUUGUAGCACAAUGUUGUCUGCAGUUUUGUUUAAGAUGUGAAUUAUUUGAUAGAGGGUGGAAUGUAGCUGACACCCUGCCAUGGUUAGCUGUCAUCAGUCGCUAAAUAUCACCCCAGCACAGAACCCAGCCGGCUGGCGCCCAGUACAGACCAUCUGAUGGGAGUCAGCAGGGUUGCACACAUUCACCUGCUGGCAUCAGCAGCCUAAACAUCAUUUGAACAAGUCAAAGAUAAGAUUUCCUCAUUUUUCCUAAACCCAAAGAAUAAAAGUUGGACAACAUAAACUCAAGUAAAGUAGAAGACUGCUUUGAAUAUCUUCACCUCAUCUGAUGUCCAGGUAUUUCCUAAAUUGUGUUUUUUUAAUAAAUACAUGAAAUAGUUUCUUUGAAAAUGUAGCACAGUUUGCUUUGUAGUUUAGUGCUAACUUGACUUCUGGCAGCCGACCUGAACAGCUGCUUUUGUAGCAUUUUUAUCAGCAUCACGUCAUGAAAUCGUAAUACCUCAGUGGAAUAGUCUGGGCUGUAUUUGUGGUUCUGAUGAGGAGAAGAUUUAUCUCCCUUUUCACUUGCAUGAGCUGAGCCAGCAGCGAAGUCGGGCUGUGAUUUCCUUCUGUGCCAUUAACCAGCAGCUUUUUACUGUGAGUGUUCGUUGUUUCACCGUUUCUGGUUUUCAGAGCUGAAUGGAGACAUUCUGGAAGAGUUUCAGGCAUCAAGUCUGAAGAGCUGGGCUGUUUUUAUUCCAGUUCAGAAGAAUAUGUUUUCAUGUUGCAGAAUAAAAAUGUUGAAAUACUUGAAAUUUUGGCCCACGUGCUACUGUAGCCACCGUUUCAAUAACAGUGUGACUAUCUGUGAAGAUUUCCAAAGCCAGGAGUUUUGGCUCAAACAGUUCUGUACAUGAUAUAAAUUUUGCUUUGUGUUCAACAUGAUUUAGCAUUCCCAGAUGAAGUUGCAUGUUUCACAGUGUGUUAUAAUGAUGACUUUAUAAAGCAUUAUGCAAUUUUUAAUGUGUUUUUGUGCGUGUGAGUAUUUCAUAGUGUAACAAUAUUUUAAUGAACGUACUGUUUUACUUUAUGUCAUCACAACACAGGUUUUCUCUUAUUGCUUUCUACUACCGGUCAUUCUGUCUUCAGUUACUUGAAAAGUGACCAUAGUGUUUUGUGAAAACACCCGAAAAUGUAAAGAGAACCUGGGACCAGAUAACUGAUGCUUUCUCACAAAAGAUGGAAGAGUGUGUUAGAAGUGUGGCAUCACUUUAAGAAUUCUGUUACUGAAUUUGACCCAUUUGCACUUGCAUUGUGCUGUUGGUGUUCAUGUUUUUAUUCCAUUUUGGACUGUAGCAUAUUUCACAAACAUUCUGAAUGAAAGUUUUUCUAAAGUAUCCUUUGACAUUUAAAACAGAAGCUUUCAUGCGUUUUCAAUGUAGACGGUCUUAAACAUAACCUUGGCUACGAAGCAGAUGCUGAGAAGCUUUAGGAACAUCAAAUUGAAAGUUUGAACAUUUUUCCUUUAUUCUAAACAAUGAAACAGCUUCCCUUAAAAAGCAUCUUUCCAAUGGGACGCCAUAGUUAACUACAGCUCUCCAUCUCCAGAAACAAGCACAAUCCUGAUCAGAUUCCCCCAGAAGAUCCAGAGAGAUACAGAUUCCAUUAGUCACACAUGUUAACAAUCACACGAUGCCUGCAUCAGACGUCUCCAACAUUGGUCCACACUGGAACCCAGUCUAAUCAAACCUACAUUUCCCAUUUCAGCUGUACAUUGAUUUGAGUUCAUAUUUGCAAGAACAAUCAUUUGUUGUCUUCAACUGGUAAUCAACAAAUCCUAUGAGCUAAUCUUCAGUCAGCCUUCAGUGGGGGUGGGGGGUUCUGACUCAGCUUCAGUCCCACUAAAUCAAAGAUCAAAAUAUAUAUUCAGACUGUUUUUUUAAAAACACUUCUGCCAACCCUCAAAUACUAAUGACAGCUUGAACAUUUCGACAAAAAUGUUAAAACUGUCAAAUGUGUAAAAGAGCAGCAGCCUCUGAUGUGUGAAACGACCUGGAUUCUUGAGUCUGUUUUGACAUGAUGUCCUUUAAACGAAGGCCUUAAAACUGUGCCGAUUGACUUUUCAACAGUAAUGCUGUCUUGAUAAGCUGGCCACAGCAGUGAUGUGCGUUCAGGGGUGUCGAUGCAGUUCCAGCAGCUCAGAGCAUUCAGAUGAGCUGCUGCUAAAACACCAGAAAUCACACAAACCCUCCAGAUUUCAGUCGUCACUUUUAGAUGUUAAUGUUGAUGUUAAUGACUUCAUAAGUUGUGUACUAUGUUCAAAGUUACCUCAGCCACAUUUCUUCUCCAUUCUGAUGCUCAUUUAACCUUCAGAAGCCAAUCUUCUCCAUGUCUGCAUGACAAACGGCCCUGAGCCUCUGACGGCUGCUUUGGUAUUUGAUGUGUUUCUCAGAGUCCAUGUUGACAGUGUAUAAAUGUUCAAAUCCAUAAAAAAAAAAAAACUAAAUGUAAACUCUGUCAAAGGACGGAUUGUCUGGAAGGUUUUUCUAACACAAGACCCUGAAGUGGCAGACCCAAUGAGUAGAAGUGAGCAGACGGUCAUGCAUGAGUGCAGUGGCAUCCCCGACCAUAAUAAAUGUUUUCUGAUAAUGUGAUCAGCUGUUUCUAUUCUAUGCAUCCUGAAAAUCAAAACAUAUCUUUGCUGUCAUGUGAAGGAAAAGCGAAAUGUUCUUCUGGUUUUAUAACCUGAUUUGAUAAAAUACAAACCAUUUUAAAGCAACUGAAACUCAUGGCACUCAAGUUUGAUCCAGCAAGUCCACCACAUCUGUCAAAGUUAUGUUAAACAUAUGAAAUAUUGGAAUAAAUGUUUGCUAUAAAUACC
Messenger RNA from Oryzias melastigma (Indian medaka), 7175 nucleotides. RefSeq names its product phospholipid phosphatase-related protein type 4 (gene plppr4b). Gene Ontology annotation, molecular function: phosphatidate phosphatase activity. The record is from RefSeq and is a predicted model, not a curated record. Gene Ontology annotation, biological process: phospholipid dephosphorylation; axonogenesis; signal transduction. Bases 886 to 3363 code for a protein of 825 amino acids. The transcript has 7 exons. Lineage: Eukaryota; Metazoa; Chordata; Actinopteri; Beloniformes; Adrianichthyidae.